This is a messenger RNA of Dracunculus medinensis (Guinea worm), 282 nucleotides long. NCBI's taxonomy places the organism in Eukaryota, Metazoa, Nematoda, Chromadorea, Rhabditida, Dracunculidae. The record is from the annotation of a GenBank genome assembly.
AUGGCAACAGGGUUGGAUGAUAUUGUUUUGAGAAUAGAGAUGACCGGUCGAUUAGGCGACAAUAGAAAAUUUCGCCUUCAUAAAACAACUAUAACUAGAAUCAGUGAAAUGGUAAGGGAUAGCAAUGGUAUGCCUGUUAAAAGUGGAAGGAAUUCUUUGAUGACAAACUUAACUGUGAUGCGACAUCAGUUGCCUCGGAAUAUAGCUGAUACGUUCGUCGAACCAUACGUUUGCACUUGGGAACCGCCAACUGAAGAAUCUUUCCCUUAUCCACAAGCUUAA